CCGCGGUUCCUAAGCGACCGAGGACGCAACUCCGAAGUUGACUAAAGGAGGUCGCGGGAAGUUUGUCACUAGUUGUUACCUUUCUUCGUAAAAUGAAAAAAUAAAGUACCUCUUGUUGUAUAUAUUUAAAAAGGGGAGGCUCUGAAUAAAUGGCAGCUGUCGAAGUUGUGCAGUACGGAAGACGAAAGGGGAGAAGUAGAGAAAGCACACCAACACAAAUGUUGACCCAGCAACAUGUGCCUGUUGACUUUCAUGAUCUUCAACAGGUCACCAUUUUGCCAAAAGCUGAAUGGCAAAGGAUUCAGGAGAACAUCAACAAGGUUAACAGUGAGGCUGAAUGGUUACAACAAGUACGGCGUGAAAAGGAAAGUCUGCAUGAACGUUCUAAGGAAGUUGUUAAAAACUGGUCAAAUACCAUUGCUGGUCAAAGACAAAAGAAACUUGAAGAAAAAAGAAUAUGGGAAGAGCAGGAAGAGGAAGAGAGAAGGAAAAUAGAUUUAGAGGAAGCUCAGCUUAAGGCUGCCAACAGGAAAGAAGCCAUUGAACAAGCAAAAAAACUCCAGUACUUCCAGACCGACCGAGUCAAAGGAUUCCACAGUGCCCUUUUGCUUUCUGAAGUUAUCAAGGAAAGAGAUGCUCAGGUUGAGCUGAAACAGAAGAAACUAAAUGCCAUGAAAAAUAUAGAUAGUGAUGUUCUGGGUCGGAUGCAACGAGAACGUGAGGAAGCGAUAUAUGAAGAUCAGCAGAAGGCACUCAAACGCUUCCUUGAUCAAAAGGCUACUUCUGAAGAACAGAUGGAACAGAUGAAAGCUAAAGAGCAAGCAAAAGAAAAAGCUACAUUAGAAGAUCAAAAGGAAGCAGAAGCCAUUAAGUUGCAGACAAGGCUAUAUGAGUGGGAACAAAGCAAAUUAAAACAGCUGAAGGAUGAAGAGAAGAAGGAAUUAAUGGAAUCUCACAAGGAGCACAUAUCAAACAAGGAGCUUAUGAAAGCAAUUGAGAAACAGAAACAAGAUGAAGAACAAAAAAUGAUUCAACUUUUUUCGGAAGCAAAACAAAAGAUGGCAAAAUUGAGAAAAGAAAAAGAAGCUGAACUAUUCAGGGAAAAGCAGGAACAACGAAAUCAAAUGACUGACCUCUUAGCGGCACAAAUCCAGGAGAAGCAAUUCAACGAUGAUGAGAUAAUUGCAAAAGCAGUUGCAGAACAAGAGGAGAAAUUUGAAAAGGAAGUAAAAGAAAAGGAAGCAAAGAGGACAGAAGAGCUGAAACUGAUUUCUGCGCACCGAUACAGAACGGUUAAAGAAAAAGAAGAAAAGAAAAAGCAUGAAAAGCUGCAGGCUCUGGAGGCUCUCUACACAAAGAAAGAAUCAGACAGAGAAUUUUUAUCCAAGCAGUGGGAAAAGGAGCAUAAAGUUAAAAUGGCAAACAAAAACCUUCAGGAUGUUUUAAUCCAUCAAAUGGCAGAAAAGCAGGAACAAUCUCGGCGUCAAAGAGUACAACAGCUGGAGUACGACAAGCAAAGCGCAGCUCUCAACAUCGCCGAAGAGAAGCAGUUCCAAGAGUACGCAAAUGAAGUGAUCGAGGCCUCCAAAAGGGCCGAGAGAAAUGUGUAUGCCCUUCGUAAAGCAGCCAGAGGCGGCAUUGGUGGUGGCCUUGGCCCAGUGGUCGGAGGACUGAGACCGAGUUACCUAACCCAAGACAAUGUUGGAGUCCAGCUCCCAAAUUAUAAUCGCACCAGUACGCAAGACAUUAAACUGCUCAAUGAUACUGGAAGCAUACAGCAAUCUAAAAAAAGACUGGGCUUCACUUGGUGAUUAACUGGGGGACCUUUAUUUUAUAUAUGGCACCUUUCGGCAGUUAUACGUAUCUCAAGGUGCUACAAGUUGUACUGUAUAUGUUAAACUUAUUCAUAUUUUUCUAAACCUGCAUUCAGGCAAGUUAUGAGACUCAUUCUGGGUCCUAGAGAGUGAUAUAGUGCAGACAAACUGGCAUUGUUUCAAUGUUAUAUUAUGCCGUUCACACUCAACUCAGUCUGUACCUUAAAUGA
Messenger RNA from Erpetoichthys calabaricus (reedfish), 2044 nucleotides. RefSeq names its product cilia and flagella associated protein 210 (gene cfap210). The transcript is spliced from 9 exons. The coding region runs from base 150 to 1811 and encodes 553 amino acids. NCBI's taxonomy places the organism in Eukaryota, Metazoa, Chordata, Cladistia, Polypteriformes, Polypteridae. The record is from RefSeq and is a predicted model, not a curated record.